AAUGGGUAUUUAUAAAUGUCAAUGGGUAUUUAUAAAUGUCAGUGGAGGAUGUGUGCUUUUCAGGGUGUGGUUUUGUUACAUUACAAGUGGUAGUCACAUGAUAACCUGCCACAUGGUCCACAAGAAUGGCUGAAGGUGUGAAUGUUGGAGUGUUGUCUAGUGCCCUGGCUGUUUCAAUUCAGCAAGCAGUUAGCAGUGGUCAGUUACAGUUACCUCAAGUGGUGCCAACCAGAGUCCCAUUAGUGACAGGUCUGAUCGUCCAGGAAGGCCGAGGUCCACUGUUACCAUUGACGAAAUACUGGAAAUACGAUCACUUCAUUACAAAUGGAAUAAAAUUGCGUCUAUCUUGGGAAUAUCAAGAGCAACUUUGUACAGACGAUUAGAAGAAAAUGGAAGAUCCUCACAGGAUGGGUCGAUGUUGGAUGAUAAUGAGCUAGAUGAUGUGAUCAGUGGUAUAAAAAGAGAUCACCCGAAUGAUGGGGAACGACUUGUCUGCGGCCACUUAAGAGCAAGGGGAUUAAAAGUUCCUCGGCAAGCUGUCAGGGAUUCCAUUCAUCGAACGGAUCACGAAAAUGUCAUUGCGCGUCGCUGUACUGUUGUUAGACGCCGUGUGUACAGUGCCCCUCACCCAAAUUAUGUGUGGCACAUUGAUGGCCAUCAUAAACUUAUAAGGUGGCGUUUUGUGAUCCAUGGUUCAAUUGACGGCUUCUCCCGCACUAUCAUUUAUGUGGCAUGCACCGACAACAAUCGUUCAGAAACUGUUCUCCAGCUCUUCACUGACAGUAUCAGGCACUAUGGUGUCCCUAACCAUGUGAGAUCAGAUCACGGUGGAGAAAAUGUGGAGGUAUGGCGGUACAUGAUUGCUGCACACAAUAAUGAUUACAGUUGUGUAAUCACCGGGAGUUCUGUGCACAAUGAAAGAAUUGAGAGACUCUGGCGUGACGUUCAUAGAUGUGUUGGUUCCGUGUUUUCCCAAAUCUUCCGAUCUUUGGAAAGUGAUGGACUUCUUGACCCCUUAAAUGAAGUGGAUCUUUACUGUUUGCAUCUGAUAUUCCUGCCAAGAAUAAACAAAUGUAUUUCAGGUUUCGUAGAUAGUUGGAAUCAUCAUCCUUUAUCUACUGAAGGCAAUCGAACUCCAUACCAACUUUUUUUUGAAGGUAUGCUGCAAACAAGCGAGCAAGAACUUGGUACUACAGCUAAUGUGGACACUUCUGAUGUUGAAGGAGAACGUGUAUCAGUGCCAAGAAUUAAGUUUAUACCAUGCUCAAUUUUAAAACAAAGUUUCCAAACUAUAAAUCCCCUUGAAGAAGCAGAAGAUAAUGGUAGAGGACUCUUUGUCGACGUACUUCAUACUACAGGACAGCAUCUUAAUGCUACUUGCUCACAAUGUAUUUGGAUGUAAUAUUCAAUUAUUAUAAUUAUGAUAAGAAUGAAUGAAAGAAUGAAUAAAUAAAUGAAAAAGGAAUGAAUAAUG
Messenger RNA from Halichondria panicea, 1474 nucleotides. RefSeq lists its product as uncharacterized. Gene Ontology annotation, biological process: DNA integration. Gene Ontology annotation, molecular function: nucleic acid binding. Bases 416 to 1402 code for a protein of 328 amino acids. The record is from RefSeq and is a predicted model, not a curated record. Lineage: Eukaryota; Metazoa; Porifera; Demospongiae; Suberitida; Halichondriidae. The transcript has 2 exons.